GAUUUCUUUAUAUCUUUCUCUCUACCUAUCUGCAUCAAAAGAGAAUUUUCUUUGAGUUAUUUUAAGACGAAAACAUGGGGGGUUCGUCACCAUGUGCAUCCUGCAAACUGCUAAGGCGCCGGUGCGCCAAAGACUGCAUCUUUGCCCCUUACUUUCCUUCUGAUGAUCCCCAUAAGUUUGCCAUUGUUCACAAGGUCUUUGGUGCUAGUAAUGUUAGCAAAAUGUUGCAGGAGAUUCCAAUUCAUCAGAGAGUAGAUGCUGUGAGCAGUUUAGUUUAUGAAGCAAAUGCAAGAGUGCGAGACCCAGUGUAUGGAUGUGUUGGUGCAAUAUCUUACUUACAAAAUCAAGUAUCACAGUUGCAAAUACAACUUGCAGCUACUCAAGCAGAGAUGAAUUGCAUCCAGAUGCAACAAGAGCCUACCUUACCAACCCAGCUAGACCAAGAUGAGAAGGCACUUCUUUUAGCCAGUAGUAAUAACUUCAAUAACAUUCCUCAAUAUUUUACCUUUGCCUCUUCUAGCAAUGUAAUCCAAGACCCUCUUAAGAGAGAGUCUCUCUGGACUUGAGUAGUACUUGAAAAUUGUUUUUUUUUAAUGAAUAAUUAGUACCCUUUUUGUUCAA
Messenger RNA from Populus nigra (black poplar), 621 nucleotides. Its product is annotated as LOB domain-containing protein 12-like. The record is from RefSeq and is a predicted model, not a curated record. Lineage: Eukaryota; Viridiplantae; Streptophyta; Magnoliopsida; Malpighiales; Salicaceae. The transcript is spliced from 2 exons. The coding region runs from base 75 to 566 and encodes 163 amino acids.